Molecule: messenger RNA, 5953 nt
Organism: Salvelinus sp. IW2-2015
Lineage: Eukaryota; Metazoa; Chordata; Actinopteri; Salmoniformes; Salmonidae
Source: RefSeq, a predicted model, not a curated record
AACGCGGUGCUGUCAGGUUAGUCUAAUGAAUUUUUUCAUGGCGUGCCUUUGGCAGGGGGCAAUUGCUCACUGCCGAACAUUUAUGUUUCCAUUUCCAGCAUCUCAAACCCACCUCUAACUCUGGAAAUUCUGCGAAGAAUUUAAAAAGUGAUUGGAGGCAUUGUUUGUAAUGUUACCCGUGCCGAGCAUUUUGAACUAGAGGAAUUGUCAAACUCUUGCCAUGUCUCUACUUUGUGUAAGAGUAAAGAAAGCCAAACUCCAAGGAUCUCCAGGUAAGUUCAAUAGCUAUGUGACGCUGAAGGUGCAGAAUGUCAAGAGCACCUCCAUCACUGUGCGAGGGGACCAGCCAUGCUGGGAGCAGGACUUCAUGUUUGAGAUCAACUGUUUGGACCUGGGCCUCAUUGUGGAGGUGUGGAACAAAGGCCUUAUCUGGGACACCAUKCUGGGGACUGCCUGGAUCCCCCUCAAGAGCAUCCGCCAGUCAGAGGAGGAGGGCUCAGGGGACUGGACCUUCCUGGAUGCUGAGGUUUUGAUGAAGGCUGAUGAGAUCUACGGCACCAAGAACUCAACACACCACCAGGUUCUUCUGGACUCGCGCUUUGAGCUGCCCUUCGACAUCCCAGAUGACGAGGCGCAGUACUGGACCGGCAAGCUGGAUCGCAUCAACACUAUGAGGAUCUAUGAUGAGGAUGAGGUCCAGAGACGCCUCAUGCCUCCUGCUGCCUCCCAAUGCUCCCUAGAUGACCAUGACAGUGCAGUGGACGACCGGGACAGUGACUACCGCAGUGAGACCAGCAUCAGCUUGCCCCCGCGCUACCAUACUACGGCCCAGCCCAACUCCUCCAUGCACCAGUACCCCAUGGGCCCCCAGCUCCAGAACCACCUGGACUCUUGCACAGACUCCAUGCACAGCUUUGACAUGGACUACAGAGACCACCGCGGGAGCAGUCCGGUAGAAAGUAGUCGCUUUGGGUCCUCUGGGAACCUGAGCCAGACCAGCUCCCAGAUUAGUGAGACAGGCCAGGAGAGUGCUCCAGGCUCAGGGCUGGAAGAGUCCUUCCACUCCUAUCACAGUACCGGCUUCCACCCCUCCAUCAAUGUCCAGCAACCUACCAAUGGACACAUCCCCAGCAAUGGACACUCUGUUUUGGGGAAGAAGUUGGGCAGACCCUGCCUGGAUGUGGGGAAAAGCUUAAAUGGCUCCUUGAAGAAAUUAGACCACUCAGUAGAGAAAAGAUCCAACAAACAUUUGCAGAGAAUACACUGGUUGAAGGCCAUCAACAAAGUCAGGGAUCAGCGUCAGGAGGGACAAGAUGAUGAACCCAACUCCAGACAAGCUUGGAUCAAGCCAGGCGGUGGAAGUGGUUUGUUUGGGAUUGACAGCAUGCCAGACCUUCGUAAGAGGAAGCCUAUACCCCUGGUCAGCGACGUGGCUAUGUCACUGGUCCAGGCCAGGAAGGCUGGAAUCACCUCUUCCAUGGCCGCACGCUCCUCCGUCAAAGACGAGGAGCUGAAGAACCACGUUUAUAAGAAGACCUUACAGGCUCUGAUUUACCCCAUCUCCUGCACCACGCCCCAUAACUUUGAGGUGUGGACGGCCACGACGCCCACCUACUGCUAUGAGUGUGAGGGGCUGCUGUGGGGCAUCGCCCGCCAGGGCAUGAGGUGCUCCGAGUGCGGGGUCAAGUGUCACGAGAAGUGCCAGGAGCUGCUGAAUGCUGACUGCCUGCAGCGUGCUGCGGAGAAGAGUUCAAAGCAUGGGGCUGAGGAUCGUACCCAGAACAUCAUCAUGGCCAUGAAGGACCGCAUGAAGAUCAGGGAGAGGAACAAGCCGGAAAUCUUUGACGUGAUCCGGGAUGUGUUUGUCAUCGGCAAGGUGAUCCACGCUCAGCAGAUGAAGACCAUCAAACAGAGUGUACUGGACGGAACCUCCAAGUGGUCGGCCAAGAUCACCAUCACAGUGCUGUGUGCCCAGGGACUGCAGGCCAAAGAUAAGACGGGUUCCAGCGACCCCUAUGUCACGGUCCAGGUGGGCAAGACCAAGAAGAGGACCAAGACCAUCUAUGGUAACCUCAACCCUGUCUGGGAGGAGAACUUCCACUUCGAGUGUCAUAACUCGUCGGACCGUAUCAAGGUGCGUGUGUGGGACGAGGAUGAUGACAUCAAGUCCCGGGUGAAACAGCGUCUGAAGAGAGAGUCAGAUGACUUCCUGGGUCAGAGCAUCAUCGAGGUCCGCACGCUCAGCGGAGAGAUGGACGUCUGGUACAACCUGGAGAAGAGGACAGACAAGUCAGCCGUGUCUGGGGCCAUCCGUCUCCAGAUCAGCGUGGAGAUCAAGGGAGAGGAGAAAGUAGCUCCCUACCACGUCCAGUACACCUGUCUACACGAGAACCUGUUCCACCACUCAACAGACAUUCUGGGCCAGGGGGUAGUGAGGAUCCCCGACGCUAAAGGAGACGAUGCCUGGAAGGUGUACUUUGACGAGGUGUCCCAGGAGAUAGUGGAUGAGUUCGCCAUGCGCUACGGGAUCGAGUCCAUCUACCAGGCCAUGACAAACUUUGCCUGCCUCUCCUCUAAGUACAUGUGUCCUGGUGUUCCCGCUGUGAUGAGCACCCUGCUCGCCAACAUCAAUGCCUUCUACGCCCACACAACCGCUUCCACCAACGUCUCCGCCUCUGACCGCUUUUCCGCCUCCAACUUUGGAAAAGAGCGCUUUGUCAAGCUCUUGGAUCAACUCCACAACUCCUUACGCAUUGACCUCUCCACAUACAGGAACAACUUUCCUGCGAGCAGUAAGGACCGUCUCCAAGACCUCAAGUCCACUGUAGACCUCCUGACUAGCAUCACCUUCUUCAGGAUGAAGGUCCAGGAACUGCAGAGUCCCCCCAGAGCCAGUCAGGUGGUGAGGGACUGUGUCAAGGCCUGUCUCAACUCCACCUACGACUACAUCUUCAACAACUGCCAGGAGCUGUACAGCCGCCAGUACCAGCUGCUGGACACACACAAAGAGGAUCUUCCCCUGGAGGAGCAGGGCCCCAGCAUCAAGAACCUGGACUUCUGGCCCAAACUGAUCACCCUCAUCGUCUCCAUCGUAGAGGAGGACAGGAACUCCUACACACCCGUCCUCAGCCAGUUCCCUCAGGAGCUGAAUGUGGGGAAGGUGUGUGCUGAGGUCAUGUGGAUGCUGUUCUCCCAGGACAUGAAGUAUGCCAUGGAGGAGCAUGAGAAACACCGGCUGUGUAAGAGUGCUGACUACAUGAACCUGCACUUCAAGGUCAAGUGGCUGUACAACGAGUAUGUGAAGGACCUGCCAAACUUCAAUAGGGUUGUCCCCGACUAUCCAUCGUGGUUCUUACAGUUUGUGCUGCAGUGGCUGGAUGAGAAUGAGUACGUUUCCAUGGAGUUCAUGCAUGGAGCUUUGGAGAGAGACAAGAAAGAUGGCUUCCAGCAGACAUCUGAGCAUGCUCUUUUCUCCUGCUCGGUGGUGGACGUCUUCACCCAGCUCAACCAGAGCUUUGAGAUCAUCAAGAAACUGGACUGUCCUGACCCCAAGGUCAUGGCUCACUACAGCCGACGAUUCGCCAAGACUAUUGCCAAAGUUCUUCUGCAGUAUAGUGCCAUUCUGACCAAGAGCUUCCCCUCCUACUCUGACAAAGAGAAGAUUACGUGUGUACUGAUGAAUAAUGUGCAGCAGUUGCGUAUCCAGCUGGAGAAGAUGUUUGAGUCCAUGGGUGCCAAACAGCUGGACACAGACGCUAGUGACCUCCUGAACGAGCUUCAGGUCAAGCUGAACAAUGUGCUGGAUGAGCUGAGUACCACAUUUGGAAACAGUUUCCAGGUCCAUAUUGAUGGCUGUAUGAGACAGAUGGCCUCUCUGUUGUAUCAGAUCAAGGGCCCAGUCAACGCCAACAGCCGCAACAUGGUGGAGGCCGACUCCGACAACAUGCUGCGGCCACUCAUGGACUUCCUGGAUUCAAAGUUGACACUGUUUGCCUCGGCGUGUGAGAAGACGGUUCUGAAGCGGGUUCUGAAGGAGCUGUGGAGGAUUGUGAUGAGCAGCCUGGAGAAGACCAUUGUCCUUCCGCAAGGAAAUGGCACCUUUGGUGCUCAGAUCCUGUCUGCAGCCAAGGAACUGGGGCAGCUCUCCAAGCUCAAGGAUCACAUGGCAGGAGAGGCCAAAAGCCUGACACCUAAACAGUGUGCUGUCAUCGAUAUAGCACUGGACACAAUCAAGCAAUACUUCCAUGCUGGAGGAAACGGUCUGAAGAAGGCAUUCCUGGAGAAGAGUUCUGAGUUGACCUCACUACGCCACGCUCUGUCCCUCUACACACAGACCACAGACACACUCAUCAAGACCUUCGUCACAACACAACACGCACAAGGCUCAGGAGUGGACAAGCCAGUUGGAGAGAUAUCCAUACAGAUUGACCUAUUCACCCAUCCUGGGACUGGGGAGCACAAAGUCACUGUCAAAGUGGUGGGAGCCAAUGAUCUGAAGUGGCAGACGUCUGGGAUGUUCCGGCCCUUCGUGGAGAUCACCAUGAUCGGACCCCACCUCAGUGACAAGAAGCGCAAGUUCCAAACCAAGUCCAAGAACAACAGCUGGGCGCCCAAGUUCAACGAGACCUUCCACUUUGUCUUGGGCAACGAGGAUGGCUUUGAGUGCUACGAGCUUCAGAUGUGUGUGAAGGACUACUGCUUUGGUCGUGCUGACCGGGUGGUGGGCAUGGCUGUGAUGCAGCUGAGGGACGUGGCAGAGAAAGGCAGCGUGGCGUGCUGGUGUCCUCUGGGCCAGAUUGUCACCAUGGAUGAGACAGGCCUCACCGCCAUGCGCAUCCUCUCCCAGCGUUCAAACGACGAGGUGGCCAAGGAGUUCGUCAAGCUCAAGUCUGAGAUACGUUCUGCAGAGGAGGGCAGCUGAGGUUUCCCUAAAGGAGGGGAGGAGUGUGAAGGGCCUCUAGUAAAGACAAGUGGAGAGGGAUGGGAGAACCUUCAUUACACAGAAGGAAAGCCGCUCGACUACUACUUUGGACUAAUAAUGUUUCCUGGCUGCUACUGGCUGUUUGAUGGACACUGGUUCACUAACAUAGGGUCACUAUUUAUCACACUCACCUUMUGAAUCUCUCACUCACUAUAUCAUUCACACACAUAGUUUCUCUUUCACUCAGUGGUUAUUACACACACUCACACGAUACUGUACUUCCUGUGGGUCUGCCAGUCUUGCACUAUGGACAUGCCAUGGGCAUUAUGUGCCAGUCACCUCCCUGCCAGCCUGUAUGUACUUCAGUACAGGGUCUCCCCCUCAUCCCACAAAUGUUUGUCAUGUGCAAAUCCCCCCCAACUGUGGCCGUACGUUUGAUGCCUUACACUUUGGAAGCUGUGAAUGUGUGAAGUUUAGACUGUAACCUAUAGUACAAAACUGUUUAUUUAUCUUCCUCAAUCUCACUUUGGUGUUCUUCAGGGUCCAUGUUAGUCUCAUUGAUGCUACUUUAAGGGUCCAAACACGGGAUGUCUUGUUAAUGUUGGUGCAUCGGUCAAGGUAGAUUCACCUGGUUUCUAUCCUACCACAUGUCAAGUACCCUGCUCCUAAAUAUAGUGUACAAAUCCACUGGUUUCUGCUGUAGAAAAGGAACGUGGGGUUUUUUGUAUUGAAAGUGGUGCCUUGUGGUGUUUCUGAAGUGAUUUUACGUUUGAGUCAUCCACCUAUUUUCUGACUUGAGGUACUGUAAUGCCAACAGCACUCAAUGUAAAGGGGUUGUACRUUAUGUGUGCCCUGCCAGGAAUUGGGCUCUUAUUCCUGACCCAUUAAUCCCGUAAGUGUAGAGUGUUGACAAUGCACUUUGAAUUAGUAUUUUCUAUAAUGCUUUUGAGUCUAAAUUCAAUCAAAUUGAUUUAUAAAGCCCUUCUUACGUCAGCUGAUGUCACAAAGUGCUGUACAGAAACCCAGCCUAAA